AGUCUGCGGAACUGCCUCUUAUCUCCCCCCCUAAACCGAUCCAAACUUCCUAAGAAAAAUAAAAAAAAUCCCCUCCAUUGGGAUAAAAACCCUAGAUCCUUAUCAGGCUUCUGUUUUUUCUCAUGCGAUCCUUGUCCUCUCCUAGGCUUUGAUGCCGUCCGAGCCCUUGAUGUCCUCUAGAUGGACGGCGCCUGCCCCCUUCUCCCUCCGCUCCCUCCUGAUAGCCGCCGGAGCCACAGCUCUGUGCUGCCUCUGCGCGCUCUGGGCCUUCGGCGGGGUCUUCAGGAAGGCUGAAGCAAUCAAGAACACAAAGAAAUCCUGCGAGUGUGCGUGCUCCUGCGGCGGCGGCGGGGACUCCGGCACCACCCGGGCGAACGGGGAGAUGGCGAUGUGCGGAGAAAAGAGGGCCGCGGCGGCGGAGAAAAGAGGGCAGGUCGGGGGGUCGAUGAUGGAGCAGCUGGUGCCGGAGAUCACCACUCACGCUCUCAGCUACCUGGACUACACUAGCCUCUGCCGCCUAUCCAUGACCAAUUCCGCCAUGAGGAGGGCUGCCAACGAUGAUGGGGCCUGGAAAGCUCUCUAUCACAAGGACUUUACGGUGGAACAAGACAGCAUCACCCCAGUUAAUGGAUGGAAGUCUUAUUAUGCCGCCACCAAGGCCAUAAUUAAUGUCAAUGCAGAGUUUUACAACAUCAUUAGAGAAAGAUCUCUACCAGCAAUGAGUCGCUUUUGGCUUAACACGGGCUAUGUGAAGUGCAUACAUGGCUCUGGAGAGUUAUUUACAGGGUAUACUGCAGUGAUUAACAGUUGGGCUCUGGCAUUCAAUUGGGUUCAAGGAGGGGCUGGUCAAGGUGUUGCCUUUCAGAUACGGAAUGUACGAGCUCGUGUGCUCAGUGAUAUGGCAUGGGUCACCAUGAAAGCUUAUGUUGAUGUGGACUCAGAGCCAUUCCAUGUGACCAAUGUCUAUGAGUUUCACAACAAGCGGUGGCACAUGGUUCACCAUCACAGUUCAGUAAUGCUCAUGGAUGGGGAUCCGGGACCCCACAAUCUUUUUGGUUGAAGUGGAUAGGAAAUACAACAAUUGCAAUAUACCUGAAUGUGGCAAAAGCUCUUGCUUCUUUUUUCUCUUCGGUUUAAAUUUCCUUGUGUUUUUUUUCCCAUUUCACCAUUGGAAGCUUUUGUAAUCUCACCAGUCUAGACUGUUAAUAUAUAUUUGUCAUCUGUUUUCUGUCCAAAGGCCUUAAUAUAUUCUGUAAUUUCUUUGAAACUUUUUUCAUUUCAUCUUCAGAUGAUUUAGGACAUGAGGAGCUUUUAUUAGCACUUUUUAUAGAUAGCACAGCGGUUAUAUACUUGUACAGUAAGAUUGUGGGAGCCAAUCAAUUGAAAACAUUUGAUGAGAA
This is a messenger RNA of Phoenix dactylifera (date palm), 1400 nucleotides long. RefSeq names its product F-box protein SKIP8. Gene Ontology annotation, molecular function: protein binding. NCBI's taxonomy places the organism in Eukaryota, Viridiplantae, Streptophyta, Magnoliopsida, Arecales, Arecaceae. The record is from RefSeq and is a predicted model, not a curated record.